This is a messenger RNA of Nezara viridula (southern green stink bug), 3111 nucleotides long. The record is from the annotation of a GenBank genome assembly. NCBI's taxonomy places the organism in Eukaryota, Metazoa, Arthropoda, Insecta, Hemiptera, Pentatomidae.
AUUGAAGUUGAAACUGACUGUUAUAGUUACUCACGUGGUUUGGUUCAUUAUUUUGUUGUCGUUUUUAUUAGCACUUGGAUUUUAAGUCAUGGGAAAACUUAAAACAAGCAGAGUUAAAAAAUCAAAUAUACAAAGAACCAAAUUGAAGAAGCAAGGGAAACUUAAGUAUACCAGAAAUAAAAAAACUAUUGUCAAACCUCAACAACCUGUCAAACAUGAAGAAGAAGAGGAGGAAGAGGUUGAAAGUGAUCAUGGUGAAGACUUCUUAAACAUGGUUGAACCUGAUGACUUAGAUUUCUUGAAAAAAGCUGUGGUUGAAGGAAAUUAUUCCAUGUUCAAGGGAGCACAAUUUAAGAAGGAAAAAAAAUCAUUGAAGCAAAAAAAAGAAGAUGAAGCAGAUAUAGAGGAAGAAUACGAGAGAAAUAUUGAUGAAAGCACUAUAAAUAAGAAAGAGAGACUGUUAUUACCCAUCAAAUCAAAAGGAACUAUUAUCAAAAGAGCUGUCAUUGAGGAGGUUAAAGAUGAAGACGAAAUGGAACGUUCUUUAAAAAAAUCGAAUGAUGAAAAUGAUGAUGAUGAUGAUGAAGGUUUAGGAGAUGAAUCAAAAGAAGAUGAUAUAAAAAUAGAAAAAAUGGAAAGAGAUUUAUCCAAACCUGUCAGCAUCGCCGAAAUGAUGGCCUGGCGGGAACAGCUAAUGGCUCAAUACAAGUUCAAAAUAGGUGUUUUAUCAAGUGGUUUAUUAGAAGAUCCGCAACACAAGAUCAUGAACAUUGCGAGACUGUUGGAGUUGUAUGAUGAAUGGCACCCUGAACUUCAGGUGACUCUUAGAAAACUGGUUUUAGUUUCCCUUGCAGAAGUUCUUAAAGACAUCAUUCCGUCCUAUCAAAUUAAGCAUCAGGAAAAUCCGGAUGUCAGGCAAACAAAGGAACUUCAGAAUUAUGAAAAAAGCCUUCUAAAAGGUUAUCGUGGCUACCUACAAAGACUAGAAAAAGUUGCUUCGAGGCUAUACCAUAAGAAAGGUGACACUAGAGUAUGGACAAAGGCAGACAUAAGUCUUGGAGAACUUUCCAUAAAAUGUCUUUGUGAAUUAGUUAUGGAACAUCCUUACUUCAAUUACAGUACUAACAUAAUACGAGUCAUUAUCCCAUAUCUGGACAACAAACUUUCUUCUGUCAGGGAACAAGUAUCAAAAGCUGUUAGGCAUGUGUUUAUUAAUGAUAAGAGGGGAGAAAUUACUUUAGAGAUAGUUCGAAGGAUAAAUCAUUUGGUGAAAAGUCGAAAACAUUCUGUCAGGCCUGAUGUAAUAUUAGUUCUGUCUUCUUUGAAGAUCCAGGAAGUUAAUCUUGAACAAAUAAAAGAGGCAGAGGUUAAAAAGAAAAAACUUGAAGAGAAGAAAAGCAGAGUUAUUAACUUAUCAAAACGGGAGCGUAAAAUCAUGUCUGACAGUGAUUUGAAAGUUAAGGAACAAUUGAACUGUGUCCUCACUGUUUUUAAAAUUCUUUCUGGACAAGGAGAAACACUUACUAUCGAUCCUAAUAAGUUUUAUGCCCAUCUUUAUCGGAAUAUUUACAAUAUUGAUGCAGGUGUGAGAGGUGCUAAUAGUCAACUUCUGAUAGAAUGCUUGGAGCACGUUAUUUUAGGCAGAAGAAGAAAACUCAGCGUUGCCCGACUUCUUGCCUUUGUUAAGAGGAUGAGUGUGGGGAGCCUGCAAAAUGAACAUCAUACAGUUUUAGCUUUGCUGAACAUUGUGAAGCAUGCACUGCAGAACAACAAAGCUCUAGACAUUCUUCUUGAUCUGGAUACUAGUGUGGGACAAGGCGUUUACCUCUACGAGCUUGAUGAUCCAGAAUAUUGUAAUUCGGAAAACACUGCUCUAUAUGAGAUGACUUUGUUAAAGAAACAUUAUCACCCUACUGUUCGAUUACUUGCUCAACAUAUUAUCAGUGGAGUCCCUGCAACAGGAAUCGGCUCCCUACCUUCUGAUGUUGCUAAGUUAUCAUGCAAGGAAAUAUACAAUGAAUAUGACCCAAGUCAGGUUGCAUUCAAACCUGCGGUUCCCAUACCUAGGACAAAUCGGAACAUUUCUGUCAUUAAAUCUUCUACUAUCCGUAAUAAAGAACUUUCUAUUCUUUGUGAUAAAGUGAUGAAUACAUCAUUUGAAGCUGAUUUUUCCGAUAUCUUACAGAAAAAGAAGAGAUUAAAAAGGGAAUAAAGGAGUAUUGGAUGUAAAUAAGAAAUAAUUAUGUAAAUAUCGUAUCUUUUAUUAAAAAAAAAAAUACAUGAAGUUAUUGUUUUUCUUGUUUUCCCAUUUCAUUUAUUAUCUUCUCAAUUCUUCCAACGAGUUUAGGAAAGCCUGGAUCCAAAAUACACAACCUUACUGCAUCUUCUAAUGGGUAGUCGCUGGGUAUGCUAUCUGGAGCUGGAAGGCAUUCUUCGUCUUUCAAAACUUUGGCCAACAUUUCUGGUAAUGUAACAUCGGAUUUAGACCCUUCUAAGCCGCCAACUUCCAUGCACUUCUUCAGAAAAUUCGCACAGUCUAUACCGUCAGAUAAAGAAGAAAAUAAUACUCUGAACUUGAGAAUAUUGUCCUGACAUUUGACAGCUAUAACUAAAGUGCCAUUUUUAUAUACACUUUUUAUCAUUUUAUUCCCUGGAGCAAGGAAAAGCGAUUCUAAAACCACAUCACCAUGUAGGACAAUCAGUUGUAAUUCCUGGAUCAUUAAAGCCAAGAUCUUGUUAGGUUCAGUAUUAGUUAAUUUCCAAUUUCCCUCCUCCCACCUGGCAUGUUUGGAAAGUUUCCAUUUCACUAUAUUCAUUGUUAGAUAAUUAAAUGAGGACGUCUUAUAACAGUGUGGCCAACUUAGAAAUUCUUACUGUAUCCUUGUUUUUAUUAUAGACUGGGGCAGAAAUUAUAUAUUAUGCUAAGUUCAUCGUUCUAUUUCCAUAAUUUGGAGGAGGAAAAACAAAAUUGUAUAAACUCAAAUAUAUUUUCAACAAUUUUAUAGUUCUAAUAAUAAGGUCUUCCAAAUACUGGUUGCUUUCUAACGAACGCUGAUGGGCUUUUGAUGCAGCAGUGCAUGGGUAUUAUUAUAAUUGGAAUAGGGACAUUCA